This is a messenger RNA of Jatropha curcas, 3573 nucleotides long. It is a transcript of the gene EIF3A, whose product is annotated as eukaryotic translation initiation factor 3A. NCBI's taxonomy places the organism in Eukaryota, Viridiplantae, Streptophyta, Magnoliopsida, Malpighiales, Euphorbiaceae. The record is from RefSeq and is a predicted model, not a curated record. Gene Ontology annotation, molecular function: translation initiation factor activity; mRNA binding. Gene Ontology annotation, cellular component: eukaryotic translation initiation factor 3 complex, eIF3m; eukaryotic translation initiation factor 3 complex, eIF3e; multi-eIF complex. Gene Ontology annotation, biological process: translation reinitiation; formation of cytoplasmic translation initiation complex.
CAAAACAAAAUCCGAGAAGGUUUAGGAUAGCCCGGGUCUAGCUUGAAACAAACCCUAAAAAGAACUCAACUCUGCGCUUUGCUCUCUCAACUUCUCGGCCAGAGAGAGCGGCACUUUCUUCCUGUUUAGCCUCCCUCUCUCUCUCUCUCUCUCCAUACAAACGCACGCGCGCGCGCGCACACGAUUUUCUGCUGAUCGCUCGAAAUUUUGCUUGGAGAUGGCGACUUAUGCCAAACCGGAGAACGCUUUAAAGCGAGCGGAAGAAUUGAUAAAUGUGGGGCAGAAGCAAGAUGCUUUGCAAGCUCUGCAUGAUCUGAUAACUUCUAAGAGAUAUCGAGCAUGGCAAAAGCCAUUGGAAAAAAUUAUGUUCAAAUAUGUUGAGCUAUGUGUUGAUAUGCGAAGGGGAAGAUUUGCAAAGGAUGGUUUGAUACAGUACCGUAUAGUCUGCCAACAAGUAAAUGUGAAUUCUUUGGAGGAGGUGAUUAAGCAUUUCAUGCAUCUCUCCACUGAGAAAGCUGAACAAGCACGAAGUCAGGCACAAGCUUUAGAAGAUGCUCUUGAUGUUGAUGACCUUGAAGCAGAUAAGAGGCCAGAAGAUCUGAUGCUUAGUUAUGUCAGUGGAGAGAAAGGAAAGGAUAGAUCUGAUCGUGAACUUGUUACCCCUUGGUUCAAGUUUUUGUGGGAGACAUAUAGAACGGUGCUUGAGAUCUUACGAAACAACUCAAAGUUGGAGGCACUAUAUGCGAUGACAGCACAUCGAGCUUUCCAAUUCUGCAAACAGUACAAAAGGACAACUGAAUUUAGAAGGCUAUGUGAGAUUAUCAGGAACCAUUUAGCAAACCUCAACAAAUAUAGAGAUCAAAGGGACCGGCCUGAUCUGUCAGCCCCAGAGAGCUUGCAGCUGUACCUUGAUACCCGAUUUGAGCAACUAAAAAUUGCUACUGAGCUUGAACUCUGGCAGGAAGCUUUUCGGUCCAUUGAGGAUAUCCAUGGAUUAAUGUGCAUGGUCAAAAAGACUCCUAAGCCAUCUUUGAUGGUGGUUUACUAUGCGAAGCUAACUGAGAUUUUCUGGAUUUCAUCGAGUCAUCUUUAUCAUGCUUAUGCAUGGUUCAAACUUUUUACACUUCAGAAAAGCUUCAAUAAAAACCUAAGCCAGAAGGAUUUACAGUUGAUAGCUUCUUCUGUUGUGUUGGCUGCUCUGGCAGUGGCUCCCUAUGACCACACACGAAGUGCAUCACACCUGGAACUUGAAAAUGAAAAAGAGCGCAACUUGAGAAUGGCUAAUCUCAUUGGAUUCAAUCUAGACCCUAAACCUGAGAGUAGAGAAGCGCUUUCAAGGCCAUCCCUUCUGUCAGAACUGAUUUCCAAGGGGGUAUUGAGCUGUGCUACACAGGAAGUGAAAGAUCUUUAUCAUCUUCUGGAGAAUGAGUUUCUCCCCCUAGAUCUUGCAGCAAAGGUACAGCCACUGUUAUCCAAGAUCUCAAAACUUGGGGGAAAAAUUGCUUCAGCUUCUUCUGUGCCAGAAGUGCAACUGUCUCAAUAUGUUCCUGCCCUUGAAAAGCUUGCUACUUUAAGGCUGCUUCAGCAGGUGUCACAGGUGUAUCAGAUGAUGAAAAUUGAGAGUUUAUCUCAGAUGAUCCCCUUUCUUGACUUUUCUGUUGUCGAGAAAAUUUCUGUUGAUGCUGUGAAACAUAAUUUCUUAGCUAUGAAAGUUGAACAUACAAAGGGCGUCAUAUUGUUUAAUAAUUUGGGUCUUGAAUCUGAUGGACUGCGAGACCAUCUUGCAAUUUUUGCGGAAUCCUUAAAUAAAGUGAGGGCCUUGAUAUAUCCUCCAGCAAAGAAAUCUUCAAAACUAGGUGAGAUUUUACCUGGAUUGGGGGAGAUUGUGGAUAAGGAACAUAAAAGACUGCUUGCUCGGAAAUCAAUUAUUGAAAAGAGGAAGGAAGAACAAGAACGUCAACUUUUGGAAAUGGAACGAGAAGAGGAGACAAGAAGGCUGCAGCUACAGAAGAAAAGAGAGGAGGCUGAGCAGAAGAGGCUUGCAGCUGAGAUUGAGCAACGAAAGAACCAAAGGAUCCUCCAGGAAAUAGAGCAGCGAGAACUUGAAGAAGCACAGGCUUUGCUUGAGGAUGUUGACAAGCGAAGUAAAAGGAAGGGGGGAAAAAAGCCGAUCUUAGAAGGAGAGAAAGUGACGAAACAAACUAUAAUGGAAAGGGCUUUGAGCGAGCAGCUCAGGGAGAGGCAGGAAAUGGAGAAGAAAUUACAAAAACUAGCUAAAACGAUGGAUUAUUUGGAAAGAGCAAAGAGAGAGGAGGCAGCACCAUUGAUUGAGGCUGCUUUCCAACGACGCCUGGUGGAAGAGAAGGCUCUUAAUGAACAUGAGCAGCAGCUAGAGAUUGAACUUAGCAGGCAGCGCCAUGACGGUGACCUCAGGGAGAAGAAUAGGUUGUCUCGGAUGCUGGAAAACAAAAUGAUAUUCCAGGAAAGAGUAAUGAGCCGCCGACAAGCUGAGUUUGACCGGCUGAGAACAGAGAGAGAAGAAAGAAUCAAUCAAAUUAUUCAGGCCCGAAAACAAGAAAGGGAAGCUAAUAGGAAGAAAAUAUUCUAUGUGAGGACUGAAGAGGAAAGGCUGAGGAAGUUGCGUGAAGAGGAGGAAGCUCGCAAGCGAGAAGAGGCUGAGAGACGACGGAAAGAAGAAGCUGAACGCAAGGCAAAGCUGGAUGAGAUUGCUGCAAAGCAGAGACAGAGAGAACUAGAACUUGAAGAAAAGAAGGAAAGGCAAAGGCGGGAAGCUCUCUUGGGAAGAUCAACUGAUGGGCCUACUAGACCUUCUGAGCUUGCUGCUGGGUCCCGUCAAGAACCUGGAGCUGCUGCUCCAGCUGCUGCAGCUGCAGCUGCUACUCCAGCUGCUUCUGCUCCUGCUGCAGCUGCUCCAACCCCUGGGAAGUAUGUGCCUAGGUUCCGAAGGGAUAGAGAAAGCACUGGCCAGGCUCCUCCAGAUUCUGAGAAGUGGGGUGGUGGCAGCAGCAGGCAGGCUCCUUCUGAGCCGGAACGGUGGAGUGGUGGCGUAAGGCAGCCACCUUCAGAUUCAGAACGGUGGGGCAGCGGUAGCUCCAGGCAAGCUCCUCCCUCAGACUCUGAUCGAUGGGGCAGUGGUCCAAGACCUGAGGAUCGCAACCCACCUGGUGAUAGGUGGCGCGGCAGCAGUUCAAAGACCUCUUGGUCAUCAUCUAGACGCGGAUAAUCAUUGGAGCUUCUGAAUAUAAUUUGCCAAACAGGUGAUGGCUUUUUUGGUAAACCGAGUUGAAAUUUCUCUAGGAAACCCCAAUGAAUAAUCAUUGUUUCAAUUUUGAGACCUGCAGUUAGAAUGGUUUCCUUUCCUUUUCCCCUUCUAGUAUUGUGAGUUUGAUUAACUUUAUUUGUAAUUUGGAGUUCUUUUAACCUGGAGUUAUUUAUUCCUUUGUACUUAAAGAGUAAUAUGUUUUCUCGGAUACACUUUGCAAUGCUGUGUGUUACGCUUCCCUCCCAUAUUAUUUGAAUUUUUCCAGUGCAGAGUCGGUUCGUUCCUGGUUA